Messenger RNA from Oryza sativa Japonica Group (Japanese rice), 1342 nucleotides. Its product is annotated as probable long-chain-alcohol O-fatty-acyltransferase 5. The record is from RefSeq and is a predicted model, not a curated record. Lineage: Eukaryota; Viridiplantae; Streptophyta; Magnoliopsida; Poales; Poaceae. Gene Ontology annotation, biological process: lipid metabolic process.
UUUAAUCCUCCUGUUAAUCACAGAUUCUAUAGUUUUAAUCCAUCGCCCAUUUGACAUCAGAUCAUCCCUGUGCUGUGUGCUCGAUCCAGAUCUCCCGCCGGUAGCCACCGCGCGUGGUCGCCGCGGCGGCAUCGGCAUGGCGUCCGAGCUGCGCGCCCUCGCCGCGGUCUCGGCCGCCGCGGCCGCGGCCAUGGCGUACGCGCGCUUCGCCACCGCGCGCCUGGCCCCGGGCGUCCCGCGCCUCGCCGCGCUCCUCCCGGUGCUCGCCCUCCUCCCGUUCCUCCCCUUCGCCUUCGCCUCCAUCCACCUCCGCACCAUCUCCGCCUUCUCCCUCGUCUGGCUCUGCGCCUUCAAGCUCCUCCUCCUCGCCGCGGGACGCGGGCCGCUCCACCCGUCGCUCCCGCUCGUCCGCUUCGCCGCCUGCGCCGCGCUGCCCAUCAAGGUCGUGGACGACGAGAAGCGGAAACCCACCACCUCCACCUCCUCCUCCUCCCGGCGUCUCGCUCCGGCGUUCGUGCUGUCCUACGCGGCCAAGGCGGCCGUCUUCGCGGCGCUCGUCUCGGCCAGGUGCUACCGGGAGGGGAUGCCGGCGUACGCGGUGGUGGCGUUCGACGGCGCGCACGUCUACCUGAUGCUGGAGCUCUUCCUGGCGUCCGCCGCGGCGGCCGCGCGCGUGGUGCUCGGCGCGGAGCUGGAGCCGCAGUUCGACCGGCCCUACCUCGCCACGUCGCUCGCCGACUUCUGGGGGCGGAGGUGGAACCUCAUGGUCCCCGCCGUGCUCCGCCCGAGCGUGUACCUCCCCGUGCGCGCCCGCCACGGCGCCGCGGCGGGCGUGGCCGCGGCGUUCCUCGUGUCGGGGCUCAUGCACGAGGUGCUGUUCUACUACAUCACCCUCGACCCGGGCUGCACCACGGGCGAGGUGACCGCGUUCUUCGCGCUCCACGGCGCGUGCGUGGUGGCGGAGCGGUGGUGGCUGGAAGAAGCUCGUCGUCGCGCGUGGAGGUGGAGGGCGCCGCGGCGGGCGGUGGCGACGGCGAUGACGCUGGCGUUCGUGACGGGGACGGGGUCGUGGCUGUUCUUCGCGCCGGUGACGCGGAGCGGGCUGGACAAGGCCAUCGUGGCGGAGUGCGAGGGGUUCAUGGCCUUCUUGGAAGAGGCCGGGUGGAAGGCGGCCGCCGCGGCCCGUUUGCUUCCGUCGUGAAGGCCCAUGUUGUAACCGAGCAGCUGUUCGUGGGCUGUUCAGCUGAUUCAUGUUGUAACGGCCCAUGUCAAGUCUUUCCCUUUGUAUUGUGGCCCGCGGCCUAACUCGAUUCACGGCCAAUCCAAAACAGGUUAAGAAGCA